Molecule: messenger RNA, 575 nt
Organism: Penaeus vannamei (Pacific white shrimp)
Lineage: Eukaryota; Metazoa; Arthropoda; Malacostraca; Decapoda; Penaeidae
Source: RefSeq, a predicted model, not a curated record
AUGAUCGACAUAGGGAAGCUAAAUCGUGUCUGGAGUGAGAAAGAAGCAAUGAAAGGCACGAAGUGUGGUCUCACCUUGACGAAGCCAGGAAGUCCGUUAGGCAAAUGGAGUCCACUGAUUUUAGUAUGUGCUUUGGUGGCGGUGGUUGCCGCAGCCCCAGACCACUACGGACCACCUCAGACCGCCUUCUAUGGCUUUCCCAGUCCAGUCAUUCCCAUCCUCAAGGACGAGCGAGAGGGACCUGAUGCGUCUGGAGUGUACAGCUUCGAGUUCGAGACCGGCAAUGGCAUCAAACGAGAGGAACAAGGUGCCCCUCGAGGACCAUCUGGCGCAGUGGCCAUGCAAGGAGGAUGGUCCUUCACCUUCCCCGAUGGCUCUCCCGCCGACGUGACCUUCGUCGCCGACGACGCUGGUUUCCGCGUGGAGUCCGACCUGCUGCCCACGCCCCACCCCCUCCCCGCCCACGCCAUCGCCCAGAUCGAGAAGGCUCGUCGGGAGGACGCAGCUGCUGCCGCUCUGAGCGGGCGUUACUCCGCCCCUCGGACUAGCUAUGGAUACCCUCAAUAGGAUCUUAA